UUCACGCUUUUUACACUUGCUGUCAUUUGAGCUUUAGUGGAGCUGAAGUACCAGCCUGGAGUGGUUACCGAGGAACUAGUCUGGUAGGUGUGACAUUGAUACAUGGUAAUCAUCCUUCCAGUGUGGAGAGAUGAACGAGAGUGCAAACGAGGGAGGGAUUAAUAGAGAAAGGGUAGGCCCACUCGUCUCUUAGGAUAGAGGUCAGUCUUAGACAGAAAGGAAAGGUUUAUUGUGCCACCAGGACAGUGGAGACCGGAUUCUACUACACCACCCUACUCAGCUCCUCUCCAUUUCUCUGAUGGCACAGCAUGACCCAAAUGACCCUCCAUACUACUCAGUGGCAGUGCACACACAGCCUCCUCUCAAUUUAUAUGAAGAGGUAGUCUAUGGAGUGAGUUAUGGAGUUGUUCAGACCACUGUCCCAAACUACAUCCCUCAGAAUUCCCUGCCAGUGGCAGCCCCAGUCAUCACCCAGCACAGUUUCCCACCGCCUAACAGUAAGAAGAAGGAGUGCUGUGCUCACAGUGUCCAGUGUUACUGUGGAUCAGGGGCAACUGUUUUCUUGCUGGCCCUACUCACAGUGGCCAUCUGGCUAGGAGUACAUUAUGGCACCAGGUUGGCAACAGCAACUAUAAUCCAGAAUGCUGGCGGCAGGGAGGAGAAUAUUGAAGGUGCAAAGCAGUGGAGUAUAACAGAAGCUGAUUCCUGCUCCAACUUCACAGUCGAAUGUGAUGCUGUCCGAGACUGCCAGCAGGGCAGCGAUGAGACCAACUGUGUGAGACUUGCUCCGGGUGGAAUUCUGCAGGUCAGGACUGCUCAGGAUGGCCGGUUCCUCCCAGUGUGCUCUCAAGGGUGGGAUCAGAGCUAUGCUGACCAGACUUGUGCUCAGCUGGGCUUCAGGCGGUCAUUUGCCUCAAAUUCAGUGGAGAACCAGAUGUCUACUGUGCUGACUUUGCAAGCCAGAAUAUCUCAACUUAUUCAAGGUCUUGUCACUGUCAGCCCUUCCUGCCCAAAUGAGAGAACAGUCACCCUUGAAUGCAUCGACUGUGGAAAGCAGCAGUUAACCUCCAGAAUCAUAGGGGGCAGAGUUGCACAGCUUGGCCGCUGGCCAUGGCAGGUUAGCCUGCACUUCAACGGGAUGCACAUCUGUGGUGGAACCUUGAUCUCUCAAGACUUUGUGGUGACAGCAGCUCACUGCUUCCCAGAUUCGAAUCCUUCAUACAUGGAUGUCAGACACUGGCAUGUGUAUACCGGCAUGGUUUCUCAGAACAAACUUCAGAACCCCUACUUUGUGAAGAAAAUCUUACUGCAUGAUCAGUAUAACAAGAACACUGAUGAUUUUGACAUUGCUCUCCUGAAACUCACUAGUCCUGCUGAACUGUCGAGCACUGUGAAUCCAGCCUGUCUUCCUGCCUUCGAAAAGAACUUUCCUCAAGGAACAGAAUGCUGGACAUCUGGUUUUGGGGCAAUAGUAGAAGGAGCAGACAUUGGCUCUGUGGAUCUCAUGGGGGUGGCAGUGAGCAUCAUCGAUGUACGGGUUUGUAAUAGUAGUGAUGUCUACCGGGGACGAAUCUCUAUGAACAUGAUGUGUGCUGGUGACAUGCAGGGAGGACGGGACUCCUGUCAGGGGGACAGUGGGGGUCCUCUGGUGUGUCAGGACAGUGACCAGCGGUGGUACCUAGCAGGCGUGACAAGCUGGGGGGCAGGUUGUGGACGGAGACAAAGGCCAGGCGUCUACAGCAAAGUAACCAGCCUCUUGCCCUGGAUUCAAAGUAUGAUGCAGAAAGAGAGACCUUAAUGUCACUCUCCUGUGUGGCCUACAUUCACUUCUCCCAAAGGACCAUGGGACAUCCUCACAUGUUUCGACAGUAAUCUACAGUGGCCAAACAAGAGUACUGGUAGAUGAGGACCACAGAGGACAGAAACAGAUCAUAACAAUAGCACACUUUGAAAUGGGAUGGUGAUUCUCCAUUGCAGCUAUGACAUCCAUUGGGAAAUGGGUGCAAACUUUAAUACAGCUGUACCUUCUAGCUAGAGGGCACAAACACUAGCUAUUAGUCCACAGGGCUGUAUUUGUAACUCUGCCAUGCUUAGUGAGUCACCAAGCUGUCCAUGAACAUAUACUUGAUUUGAUGAAUUCACACUGGUACAAAGCACAUUCUGUGAGUCUUUCAGCCUUUGUCUUGUUGUACAUUACUGGUGUGCAUUGACGCUUGGCUUUGGGAGUAUUAUAUGUUAGUUUUAUUUUUCUACCAGUAUAAAUCGAGUCAGUGCUUGUUGCAUCUGAAGUGAUUCUUUACAAUCUCACUGGAAGUAAAAAAUAGACUUUCUGUAGAAAUUUGUAAAAAGGAAAUAACCAUAACCAAUCUGAAACAUUGAACAAAAUAUUGACUUUCCAUUAAUUACACCUUAGGGUAUGUGAGUAUGAUAAACAAGUUUGAGCCACUAGUGCUCUUAAGACAUGCAGGAAUGUGGUCUUUACACUUGAUGACAGAAGAUUAUACUU
This is a messenger RNA of Colossoma macropomum (tambaqui), 2506 nucleotides long. It is a transcript of the gene tmprss13a, whose product is annotated as transmembrane serine protease 13a. The record is from RefSeq and is a predicted model, not a curated record. NCBI's taxonomy places the organism in Eukaryota, Metazoa, Chordata, Actinopteri, Characiformes, Serrasalmidae. Gene Ontology annotation, molecular function: protein binding; serine-type endopeptidase activity. Gene Ontology annotation, biological process: proteolysis. Gene Ontology annotation, cellular component: membrane. Bases 299 to 1798 code for a protein of 499 amino acids. The transcript has 13 exons.